GAGCAGGCUGUGAAAGGAACACUUUAACUCUCACGUAGUCGGUUUGAACUCCUCACCUUCCACUUGAAGAUGCCUCCUUCAGCAGCUGGAGACCAAGUCCUGCUGAGGCAGAUGCUGAGGGAAGUGCUGGUGGGCCGGGAGGAUCCGGAGGGGUUCUUUGCGAUGUGUGUGUCCGUCCUGGGGCACCAAGACACCCGCUCCCAGUUCCCGUCCCUCAUCAAGCCUCUGUCCACGGCCAACACCCGCCUGCACUCCGUCCUCAGCUCCAUCUACCAGCAAUACUUCUCCAAGACAGAAGAAGAUGAACUGGAAGUUGCUUUGGCUUUGUCUCUAAUGGAAAUGAAAGAUCCGGAGCUGUCAAAGCCAAACCAAGGGUCGGAAGCCUCGCAGAGCGAAGUCAAUCAAAGCAGCUCUGUUCAGUUGAACUCUGUAUUUGGAUCUCGGGGAAGGAACUCCACACAGACAGAAGACGUACAUGGCAGAGGAAAAAAUAUACCCCCAACUAAAACCGGAGCCUGGAACAGGAAUAGCCCCCAACAGAUGACCCGAAAGACUGAGCUUCAGAAAAGCAUCGACCGAAGUGACGGCCAGACACCUGUAAUAGAUCCAACUCUUUGUGUCACCGGAUUAUCUGCUUCAAACAUAAAGCAAGACACAGUGAAUAAAAGUGACCAAAAUAUGGAAAAGGGAGAUUUAAAUCAGUCCGAGAAACCAAAAUGCUCUAGGAACAGGCGUCAGCGGCGUAAAGGAACUGCACAGCACCCUGUCGGCUUACCCUGUUCUCCAUCAGCAGCGCCACCAGUUUUGCUGUGGUUCAGGAAGGAUUUGAGGCUGUGUGACAACCCUGCUCUCACUGGAUCCCUUCAGCUGGGUGCACCCGUGAUCCCUGUCUUCAUCUGGAGUCCUGAAGAGGAGGAGGGACCAGGGGUUACUGUGGCUAUGGGGGGAGCGUGUAAAUAUUGGCUUCAUCAGGCUUUAUCUUGUUUUUGUAAAUCCCUGGAGCACAUUGGCAGCCAUCUCACCUUCUUCAAAGCCAGUGGAGAUGGGGAUGAGGUUGAAUCCUCUCUCCAUGUGGUAAAACAGCUAGUAAAGGCGACUGGGGCAAGAACAGUGUUGGCCAAUGCCUUGUAUGAACCGUGGCUGAAGGAGAGGGAUGAUGCGGUGGUGUCAGCUCUCCAGAGAGAAGGUGUUGAGUGCAAGAUGUUCCACUCCUACUGUCUCAGAGACCCAUAUUCCGUCAGCACAGAGGGUGUCGGACUUCGAGGAAUCGGCUCAGUGUCUCACUUCAUGAACUGCUGCAAACAGAACCCAGGAUCUGCAGUAGGAGUUCCCCUGGAAGCUCCAGCAUCUCUCCCCACCCCUGCCAACUGGCCCCAGGGUGUCCCUUUGGACACACUUGGUCUUGCACGGAUGCCCCGCAGAAAAGACGGCACAGUGAUUAACUGGGCAGCGAACAUCCAUAAAUCUUGGGAUUUUAGUGAAGAAGGAGCACACGCCCGGCUGAAUGACUUCCUUCAUGAUGGUGUGUAUAGGUAUGAAAAGGAGUCAGGCAGGGCAGAUGCUCCCAACACCAGCUGCCUGUCUCCCUACCUUCACUUUGGUCAGCUCAGUCCACGUUGGCUAUUGUGGGAUGCCAAAGGAGCACGCUGUCGACCCCCCAAGUUCCAACGCAAACUGGCGUGGAGGGAUUUGGCUUACUGGCAGUUAACGCUGUUUCCCGACCUCCCCUGGGAAUCCCUCCGACCUCCGUAUAAGGCUCUGAGGUGGAGUACUGAUCGCGGACACCUCAAGGCAUGGCAACGAGGAAAAACCGGCUACCCUUUGGUCGAUGCAGCCAUGAGGCAGCUGUGGCUGACGGGAUGGUUCAACAACUACAUGAGACAUGUGGUUGCAUCUUUUCUCAUUGCAUAUCUCCAUCUGCCUUGGCAAGAAGGCUAUCGCUGGUUCCAGGACACCCUGGUGGACGCAGAUGUUGCCAUAGAUGCCAUGAUGUGGCAGAAUGGGGGAAUGUGUGGCCUGGAUCACUGGAACUUUGUCAUGCACCCCGUUGAUGCGGCGCUGACUUGUGACCCGUGUGGCAGCUAUGUUAGGAAAUGGUGUCCUGAACUUGCAGUUCUGCCUGACGAGUUUGUUCAUAAACCUUGGAAAUGUCCUGCGUCCAUGUUGCGACGUGGUGGUGUGGUGUUUGGCCAGACGUACCCCGAGCGAAUCGUUACCGAUCUAGAGGAGCGGAGGAGUCAGUCUCUGCAAGACGUGGCUUUGGUGCGUAAAGAGUUUGGACAGUAUGUGGACAAGCGCUCAGGCUGUGACUUGGUGCCUUUGCCACCGUGCCUGGUCACUGAGGCUCUGGGGUUAUCACCCAGAGACGGAGCUGUGGUAAAGGAAGGGAAACAGUUCCUGCUGCCUGUCAUCACCCGCAUGGAAUUCAAACACCAGCUCGAAGAUCCAGAUGCAGAUGCAGCAUCAAACCCCUACAAUGCAGUCCUGAAAGGAUACGUGAGCCGUAAGAGGGAUGAGACCAUUGCCUUCCUUAACGAGAGAGACUUUACUGCCAGUGUGAUGUACGAGGGAACCCAGAGACGGGAGAGGCUGGAAAGGGAUUAUCGCCGAAUGGAAGGGCUGCCUCCAUCUCCUUCACCACGGGGAAGGGCCAGACGAACUCCAACAGCCAAAGACAGGUUCUCUAUUGUACCUGGUGGGGUGGUGAGUUCACUGAAGUGAGGAUAAGAAUUGCAAGACUGUUCCUUGCUUAAAAACUAAAGUGCAA
Cololabis saira (Pacific saury) is the source of this 2767-nucleotide messenger RNA. RefSeq names its product deoxyribodipyrimidine photo-lyase. Bases 70 to 2721 code for a protein of 883 amino acids. Gene Ontology annotation, biological process: entrainment of circadian clock by photoperiod; circadian regulation of gene expression. The transcript is spliced from 9 exons. NCBI's taxonomy places the organism in Eukaryota, Metazoa, Chordata, Actinopteri, Beloniformes, Belonidae. Gene Ontology annotation, cellular component: nucleus; cytoplasm. Gene Ontology annotation, molecular function: DNA binding; FAD binding. The record is from RefSeq and is a predicted model, not a curated record.